UGGAAAGGAAUGAUUUCUUCACUUGAGCCCUCGACGAAGCCACUGGCUUGUUUGACUUCUUGUACUAAAAACACAUAUUCAAGAAUUUUAUGAAGUGACCUUACUGGAUAAUCCAAAAUGUAUAGAUCGUUCAAAGCCGUCUGAACCAAUUCAACCUGUGAAUACUUGGGAAAUUUCCAGCCUUCCAAGCUCUACUGUGACUUCAGAAACACUGCCAAGCAGCCUUAGCCCUAGUGUAGAGGAGGCUCACAGUAUCAGGUUGUUGCUCUUGUGGUGCUGAGUUGGAUUGCUUGAAGGUGGGGACCUCCAGAUCUUCCACGGGAAAGGUACGUUUUUCUUGUUGAUAUUGUGAAGUAUGUAUGGGGGUUGUACUUUGGCACCUUGUAGUGAGUCAGUUUCCCCCUAUUGGUGAUCAUUGCCAAAUCACUACAUUUGAGGUUUCAAAAUGUUAUUUUUCUCCCAGAUUUUAUCAUUGUGUCUGUAUUUAUUAGUUGGCAUUCUUCUGUAACACUCUUUUUCUUCAUCAACUAGGGAUGAACUUCUGUUCCUUCUAAAAAGACAGGCUAAAGUUUACAUUACUUUCUUUUAACGAUCAGUUAUUUGAGUAGCUUGUGUGAUAAUCCCCUCCAGAGGUUGCUAAGUUCCCCCUUUUUCUUGAUCUCUCUCUUUACAAAGUUAUCACUGUAUACUGAGAAAUUUUUAUUUACUAAAUGCUUACAUACAUUUAAGUUUGGGUGCUCAUAUUACUUCAUAUUUGACUAGACGAAUCACUGGAAGGAGUAUGUAUGUUUUCUUUGGAUAUGCUUUACUAGUCUUUGAGCAUGUCCUUGCCUUCCAACAAUUUUCCCAAGUUUAUUUUGAGUUUUCACUGCUCCUGAACUAGAAUCCACGCAUAACGAUGGUUUCCAUUUUUCUAUUCCUAGGGGUUGCUUUUUCUUUGAGGUGUUAUUUUUGAGAGGUAAGAAAGUGGACAGGCAGAUGACACAUUCUUCCAACUUUAGCCUUUUGCCCCAGAACUGGUAAAAUAAAAUUUGAGAAAUACCGCGUGAGAAGAAAGCACAUAUUGUAUUCAUUUAAAAAUAUUAAUGCUAAAUAUUAUAUUAAAAUAUUUUACAAUAUUAAUAUUUUUAAAUGAAUACAAUAUGUUUCGUCUUCCUUUCUUAAACUCACGUGUUCCACAGGAAUGGAUUAAAAUAAUAACCUUAUUUUUCAAAUAGCAUAGUUUUAAAAGGCACAUCACAUACAUUGUAAUAAUUUGGGAUGUCAGAGGAGCGUGAAUUCAUUCUUGCUAUAGCCUCCUAACAUACAUGAGGUGAGCCAGAUUUUGGUUCUUAAUACGUGGAGCUUAUACUGUGUUUACUUUAGAGUUGAUCAAACUGUCAUUCAGGGAUGUUGGUACUGCCCAACCUUGCGGUAUUACCCUAUAGAAAAACUGAUUAGAAUUCAGAACCUCAGGCUUCAAGACUGAUGUUUCUGUUUUUGUUUAAUAACUUUCUUGGCAAUUGGACUUGUUACCUAGACAAAGGAAAAUAUUGCAAUAAAGUUAAAAUAAGGAGAGAAAGAAUUAGUUUUAAUAGAGAUAGAAGUGUAAUAGGCAACGUUUAUUUUUUAAAUAAAGCUGUAGAAAUACAGUAAUAUGUGGUAUGAUGAUGUUUUGGCCAGCCACAGACCAUGUUAAGUAGGAUCCCUUAAGGUUAUAAUCAAGCUGAGAAAUUUAUAUCUCCUAGUGACAUCAUUGUAGCACGAUGUAUAUCAAGUGUUUGUGGUGAUGCUGGUAUAAAUAAACCUGUUCUGCCAGUCAUAUAAAAGCAUAGCACGUAUAAUUAGGUACAGUACGUACUUGAUAAAUAUUAAUUAUGUUACUAGUUUACUGUACUUUUAAUAGUUAUUUUAUAGAGUGCACUUCUACUUAUUUUAGAAAAAAAAUUAACUGUAAAACGGCCUCAGGCAGGUCCUUCAGGAGGUAUUCCAGAAGAAGACAUUGUUUUCGUAGGUGGCGAUAGCUCCAUGCAUGCUAUUGCCUCUGAAGACCUUUCAGUGGUACUAUCCAGUGAUACUGAUGAUUCUGACCCUGGGUAGGCUCAAGUUAAUGGGUGUGUGUGUGUGUGUGUGUGUGUGUGUGUAACAGUAUUUAAAAGUGUGUGUUUGUAUUUAAACAGUAAAAAAAAAAAUUAAAAAAUAGAAAAAAGCUUAUAGAAUCAGAAUAUAAAGAAAGAAAAAAUUUUGUACCGCUAUACGGUGUAUUUGUGUUUUAAGCUAAGUGUUAAGGUGAAAGAGUCAAAAAGUUAAAAAAUUUAAUUUAUAAAGUAAAAAGGUUACAGUAAGCCAAGGUUGAUUUAUUACUGAAGAAAGAAAAACAUGUUUCUAUAAAUUUAGUGUAGAUCAGCCUGGGCAGCAUAGGGAGACCCCAUCCCUACAAAAAAAAAAAAAAAAAAAAAAAAGUUAGGCGUGGUUGUUGGCUUCAUGCCUGUGGUCCCAGCUAUGUGGGAGGAUGAGGUGGGAGAAUUGCUUGAGCCCAGGAGGUCAAGGCUGCAGUGAGCUGUGAUCAGUCCACUGCAUUCCAUCCUGGGUGACGGAGCAAGACCCUGUCUCCAAAAAAAGAAAUGUUAUAAGAUAAGUGGAACAACUGUCAUAUUAUGCCAAAAAAAAAGAGCUGUUAAUCUAGGAGAAAAGUCAGCAAAACUUUACACAGUUACUGAGAAAAUAAAAGGCUAUGUGAAAGCUUAAGUAUGUCACAUUGGUUAGACUUAUGUGUUCCUAGAAGACACCCCCAAUUAGUUUUGAAUUAUAAGUUUUGAUUAUGUGACAUUUUCAGUAACUCAUCAUUUAAAUAAUCUUGAUUGCUGUAUAUCUGUAUCUGUGCUUAUUACUAUUUUUAGUAUUAGAACAGGGAUAUGUGCUCCUAAACCUCUUCCCCCCUCCUGUUUUUUAGAUUUCCAAAGUGAUACGUGUUUAUUGCAAAAUUUCGUAACUUUAUAGUUUUCAAUUAUGUGAAAGUCAUAUCAGAGAAUAAAUACUAAGAGCUUCUGUUAUGCUCUUAAUCCUUUUUUCUUUUAGAAUCUCACUCUCCUUUUUCAUUAUGGAAUAUCUAUAACCUCUUUCUCUGUCUUGGGCCUCUGUUCCCCUCUUUAUUUUAUCCUGUAAAUAUGUUCAAAGAUUCCAUUAGAAAAACAGACAAACAGAAAAAAGUACUUCUCAGUAGGACCCUAAGUAAUAAUAAACAUACAGGAUUAGCUGAACAAAUACAUACCAAAUGGUUAAAAGAGGUUAUCUCGGGAAAAGAAUAUAAAAAAAGACUUUCAACAUUAUGCAUCUGGCUUUAUAAGUGUGUUUAAGGUGUGCCUGAAUUACCUGUGUAGUUAAUUUUUUUUAAGGUAGAUAAAGGAAAAAAGAGAACAGUUAAUGUGGAGAAGGAGGGUCAGAAUCUAGGUUGCAGAAUAUUGGGAAUGGGAAGAAAAGGAAGAAAAAAAGGCAAACUACGUUUUCAAGAAGCUUAGCUAAGAAGAGAAGGAAUGCUAUAGGGUCCUACUAAGAAGUGCUUUUUCCCCGUCUUUCUCCUAAUGGCCUCUGUGAACAUAUUCUAUUUACAAGAUAAAGUGAAGAAGGGAACAGAGGCCCAAGAUAGAAAAAGAGAUUAUAGACAUUGUAUGAAGGGAGAGUGAGAUUCCAAAAGAGAGAAGGAUCCAAGGGCAUAACAGAAGCUGUUCGCAUAUGUUAUCUGAUUUUUUGGUGGCAUUUGCUACUCUCUACUCUGCUUUUGAACAUUUUUUAUCUUCUUGGCAACUAUUUGACCUGUUGGUUUUCCUUCAUUUUGUGUUAUUUUUUAAAAAUUUUAAUCAUGGAGAAACUGUAGUGAAUAUUAUAAAUAUCCAUGUAUUUACUACUACCUCAAGAAGAUAAAAGAGUGUAAGUAUAGUUGAAGUCUCGUGUUCUCCACUGUAAUCACAUUCUCCUGCCUUGUUCCCCAGAAUUAACCUCUGUCUUGAAUUUGGUUUUUGUCACUCACAUGUACUGUUUAUAGUUACAGUUUUCUUUACCUUUCUUGUGCCUGGGAUUCAUUGAGUUUCUUGGAUCUGUGGGUUUAUAGUUUUUACCUACUUCUGACGUUUUUCACCAAUUAUUUUUACAAAUAUUUUUUCUCUUCCUUCCCCUUUGCUUUCAGGGGUUCCAGUACAUGUAUAUUGGUUUGAUUGACUUUGUCUACAGUUCACUGAUCUGAUUAAUCUUUUUUCAGCCUUUUUCGUUGGUAUGUUAAAUUUUAGACAAUUUCUGUUGCUAUGUCUUCAGUUCAUUGAUCUUCUCAAGUAUCUAGUAUACUGUUAAUCUCAGUCAGUUUUUUAUUUCAGACAGUUUAUCUCUAGAAGCUUGAUUUAGUUUCUGUUUUCUUCUCCUCUCCCUCUCCCUUUUUUUGGAGACAGGGUCUUGCUGCGUCGCCCAGGCUGCAGUGCAGUGAUGCGGUCAUGGCCCACUGCAUCCUCAGCCUCCUGGCUUCAAGCAGUUCUGCUGCCACUGCCUCCCAAGUACCUGGGGCUACACAUGUAUACCACCAGGCUGGGCAAAUUUUUUUUUUUUUAAUUUUUUGGCAGAGAUGGGGUCUUGCUGGAUUGCCCAGGUUGGUCUCAAUAGUUUCGUUUUUAUUGUUGUCUAAUUAACACACUCAAGCUUUUCUCUAUCUUCAUAAACAUAAGGGACAGAGUUAAGGUAACUUUUAAAAUGGUUUUGUCUACUGAUUCUAUUAUGUGUCAUUUCUGGGUCAGUUUUUAUUGAUUGAUUUUUUUCUCUUCUCUGGGUUGUAUUUCCUUGCUUCUUUACAUGCUUGGCAAUUUGGAUGAAUUUGGCAGACAUUGUGAAUUUUACCUUUUUGGGGGCCUAGAUAUUUUUGUAUUCUUUUAAAUAUUCUUGAGCUUUGUUUUGGGAUGUAGUUAAAUUACUUGGAAAGAGUUUGAUCCUAUUCAAACUGCUUUUUUGUUUGUUUUUGAGACAGAGUCUUGCCCCGUUGCCCAGGCUGGAGUGCAGUGGCGUGAUCUCAGCUCACUGCAACCUCCGCUUCUUGGGUUCAAGUGAUUCUCCUACCUCAGCCUCCUGAGUAGCUGGGAUUACAGGCAUGCGCUACCACGCCUGGCUAAUUUUUGUAUUUUAGUAGAGACGGGGUUUCACCAUGUUGGUCAGGCUGGUCUUGAGUUCCUGAACUCGUGAUCCACCCUCCUUGGCCUCCCAAAGUGCUAGGAUUACAGGUGUGAGCCACCGCGCCUGGCUGCUUUUAAGCUUUUUCAGUGGGACUGAGCAACGUUUGGUUGUGGAAGGCUAUCCCCACUGCCCCAUAUAUUAUGAGUUUUCAUUAUUCUUGGCCUUGCAUGAGCUCUGGGUUUGUUCCAUUUGCUGCUUUCUAAGAUUUUUUCCUCACCUUGAAGUUUCCUUACAUGCAUGUACUGAUCAAAACUAAUCUGAAGACUCGAGGGGAACUCUGCAGAUCUCUGGAGCUUUUUCUGUCCUGCUCUCUCCUUUCUGGUACUUUGACUUGUGAGUUUUAGCUCUGUGCGUUCUCAACACUUUCUCCUCAACUUAGACUGCCGGGUUUCGUUGAGUUUCCCACUUCUGCUACAGCCAGGAAACUUUUUCUGGGCAUUUACAGGACUCACCUCAUUAGUUUCUCUUCUCACAAGGAUCACUGUUUUGCACUUUGUCCAGUGUCUGAAAGUCAGUCUUUUCUUUUUUAUUCCAUUAUGGUUGGCAGCAAUUGCUUAUUUAUGGAAAGCCAUUGGUAUUCUAAAAUACUGUUAAUUAUCUUAUGUGCCUGUUAGGUGAAGUGUUGCCAUCCCAAAAGGCUUACAUUUCAAGUCCUUCUAAAGUAGCUCAGAUUACAGGGUGAUUUCUAAAUUACUUCUAACAGCAAAUGACCAUCUGAGGAGAACACAUAGGCUUGAAAUGUACCUUACUCAGUUCUAGUUGGGUGCUUACAGAUACUUACAGAAGAUGCAGUUAGUGUAGAAUUUUACACAAAUUGAAUAAUCAUUCCCUGAGUAUGGCCUUAAAACCUGUAAGUAUUAGAUAUAUGCAAGCUUUUUUGAAGGAUUACUAGGUAUAUUAAAAAAUAAUAUAGUAAGGGGUUAGUUACAUCAUGAAGGUUAUAAAUACAUGCCUACAGUACAGGGGAAAGUGGCUUCCUCUUCUGUGAAUGAGCACUACAAGUUGAGUAUUCCUUAUCCAAAAUACUUGGGACCAGAAGCGUUUUGGAUUUUGGAUUUAUUCGGAUUUUGAUAUUUGCAUUAUACUUGUUGGUUGAAUAUCCCUAAUCUGAAAAUUCAAAAUCUGGAAUGUGGCUAGGCACAGUGGCUCACCCUUGUAAUCCCAGCACUUUGGGAGGCCGAGGCAGGUGGAUCGCCUGAGGUCAGGAGUUCGAGACCAGCCUGGCCAACAUGUGAAAACCCCAUCUCUACUAAAAAUACAAAAAUUAGCUGGGCGUGGUCGUGGGCGCCUGUAAUCCCAGCUACUCGGGAGGCUGAGGCAGGAGAAUCAUCACUUGAACCUGGGAGGCAAAGGUUGCAGUAAGUUGAGAUUGUGCCAUUGGACUCCAGCCUGGGCAACAAGAGUGAAACUCCAUCUCAAAAAACAAACAAACAAAAAAAAGAUAAAAUCUGAAAUGCUCCAGUGAGUAUUGUCUUUGAGUGUUAUGUUGGCACUUAAAAGAUUUUUGGAUUUUGGAGCAUUUGGAUUGUGGAUUUUUGGAUUAGGGAUACUCAAUCUGUAGUAGUAAUUUGGGAUAAAUGUUCAAGUGACAUUGUAGUUCAGAAAGGGCCGUAUCUCAAACAACUUAGACUGUAUAAAACUGAUGUUUGAGGUCACAUAGAUUAGAUCAUUAAAAAAUGGUUGUAGUUAUGAUGACCCUAGACAUCGGAGAUGAAUGUGAGGAGUUUGACUAAAAUUGUUCUUUGAAAUGUGACUGGAAUAAUACAUUAGACAUACUAUUUUAAUGUGUUGUUAAGUAAUUAUAUGUUAACUGAUUAAUUUAGAUAUUUGACUAUUUCAUCUUAUUCUUACAGGUUUAUAAUUGAGUUGGCAAACUUUUAUUUUUGCUGGGAAAAUGGAAUGUCUAAUUUUCAGGAUUGUUUCAGGCUGUUUUCAAUUUUGUAAUCACUUAUAGUUUAAAUAUUAGAAAGGCCACUCAUUAAUUCAACAAACAUUCUGGUCACCAUGCCAUCCCCCAAGGUGAUGGGGAUAAAGUGGUAGGUAUGGGAGACAUUUCUUUUCUUUUUCUUUUUCUUUUGAGAUGGAGUCCCGCUUUGUCGCCUAGCCUGGAGUGCAGUGGUGAGAUCUCGGCUCACUGCAAUGUCCACCUCCUGUGUUCAAGUGAUUCUCCCACCUCAGCCUCCCGAGUAGCUGGGAUUACAGGCGUGCGCCACCACGCCUGGCUGAUUUUUGUAUUUGUAGUAGAGAUGGGGUUUCACCAUGUUGGCCAGGCUGGUCUCGAACUCCGGACCUCAAGUGAUCCUCCCACCUUGGCCUCCCAAAGUGCUGGGAUUACAGGUGUGAGCCACCAUGCCCAGCCUUAUGAGACAUUCUUGAGUCUUGUCCUGUUGGACCUUAGAAUCCAACGGAUUUAAAAACUGAAACAUAGGCAUUGUAUAAAUUCAAGGACUCUUAAGAUUCAUUGAGUUUUUUUAUUUUACAAAAGGAGAAGUUGAGACCCUCCUUCGACCCCCCGAAGAAGAUGACUACUUAAGUUACACAGGCUGAAUGCUAUUUCUAACUUGCCGUAGUGAUUUUCAGCCUUUUCUAUUAUGAAGUCUGCCAAACCUAGGGAUGCCUGCCCUCUCUGGGCUAGACUACUCUAGAUGUAAUAAAAAUUUCACAAGAGAAAUUUCAGAAUACUAAGAGAGCAACCAGGUAAAGGGUUUUACAUACCUCCUUAUUUUUCUUCACAAAAUGCAAUGCCUAGUCAGUACUUAGGUAUCACUUCUAUUGUUUUCAGUAUUCUGCUUAAAAAUGAUAAACUUUAUUUAAGGAGUUAUGAGCCUUGAGCCUUGUAUGAGCUUUAUUCUUUCAUAUUGGGAGCAAAUGAUAAUUGCAGGGGUGGGGUGGGGAAAAGGGAGUGCUCAACAGAGCAUGUAAUUUCCAGGCUGUAUCCUGCAUGGGGUGAGGGAUGUGUUGGCGCAUGAUGACAUUUACAUAGCUACAUACAUAUGUAUUUAGGUCUGAGAGGAGAAAACAAACCAUUUUUUUCCGUCUACUCUCAACACAGCACACUUCUGUGCUGACUAGAUGUAUGAGGAGGUUUUUGGUGAAGCUUUUCCAGUGGACACCUACUGGGUGUCCUAUAAUUCAAUUCUGACACUAUCUACUUGGAGAUAAUAGUAGUCUCUAAGUAAAUACAAUUCUGGCAGCAUCUACUUGGAGAUAGUAGUAGCCUCUGAAGUGUAGUGUCAGAUCCCACAGGUUGGGGGCUCAGCCCCACAAGACUGCCCCCAUUUAGAUGGCAGUUACAAAUAGUAGAUUGUGACCUAUGCUUCUGACUGACUAGUUUUAAAUUGGGGUUCACACAACCCCCUCCUUGGGGUUGAUUAAUUUGCUAGGAUGGCUUACAGAGAACUCAGGGAAAUGCGUUUACCAGUUUAUUAUAAAAGAUGUUAUAAAGGAUACAGAUGAACAGCCAGAAAAAGAGAUACAUAGGGCAAGGUCUGGAAGGGUCCCAAGUGCAGGAACUUCUAUCCUGGUAGAGUUGGAGUCCUCAGCCUUCCCAGCUUGCCUUUGCCAACCCAAAAGCACAUCAUAUGUUGUUAAGAGUUUUUAUAGAGCUUGAUCUCCAGCCCCCAACCCCUGCCCCUUUCCCGGAGGUUGUUGGGUGGAGCUGAAAGUUCCAACCCUCUAACCCUCUAAUCCUCUAAUCCCGUGUCUUUUUGGUGAUGAGCCUCAUCCUGAGGCUUUCUAGGGGUGUCACUUUAAGUUACCUCAUUAGCAUUAGCUGUGAUCCAAAGGGCUUGUCAUGAACAAAAAAAGACCUUCCCAUUACUUAGGAAUUUCCAAGAGUUUUGGGUACUCUGUGACAGAAACAAAGACUGAAUGUAUUUCAUAUUAUACCACAAUAGCUGUAUAGCUGUAGCUGGCAUUUACUGAGCACUGUUGCACUAUUUAUUGCCACUAUUGACCUAACAAGUCAGCAUUAUUCUAAGUGCCCUGUGUAUAUUAUUUAAUCCUCACACAGCAGCCCCAUUAGAUAAAGUAAGGUAAAGUCCCAUUGGGCCUGUCUCAAGUAUAUCCUGUUAGGCUUUAAAUAAAAGGCUGUAAUUUGAUACAUAUUAAUAAUAGUAAUAACAUUGAUAAUGCUUACUAUUUGAUAGGUUCUACCAAAUGGUAUAUAUGUAUUAACUCCUUUUCAUAACCCUUACAGUGAAAUUUGGUUUAGUCUGAAAGUUGUUGAUGCAGUCCAUGUGUAUUUGAAAUGUUAGGAGGAGGAAUGGGGUAUAAGAGGCAAGUAGGAACAGUUCAGUUGUUUGAACUUGAGGUCAUUCAUAAUAUCUGUAAACUAUGAGGAAACUUUGUGGACAAAAAUUGCAGAUAAUACUCUUCCUUACGAUGCAUUAAAAAUUUUUUAGAAAAUUUUUUGGAUUUUAAAGGUUUUUACAGACAGGGUCUCACUCUGUUGCCCAGGCUGGAGUGCAGUGGUGCAGUUACAGCUCACUGCAUCCUCAAACUCCUGGGCUCAAGCCAUUGUCCAGUUUCAGCCUCCCAAGUAGCUAGGACUACAGGCGCAGGCCACCACAUGUAGCUAAUCUUACUAUGGCAUUUGCAUAGGGGAGUGUGGCUGGAAGCUUAUGACACUGAAAGCCAGUUGCAUAUCCCUCUGCCAUGUCUCUUGUCUGUUAGCCUGUCUAGCUCCAGUCCUAAUGAUCUUGGAGACAGGACAUGAAUUCACAAAGUUAGUUGACUUAAAAACGAAGACUUCUUGAGGAGUUUGAACGAUUACGUAGUUGUAACUAUCUUUUUGUGGUGGUUUUUUUUUGGUGUGUGGGGGAUCAGUGAAAUGGAUUUAGUAAGGCAAUAAAGUUAAAAUUUGCCUUUGUUGGUAAAAUGUUAUUUAUUGACAUUUUUAGCAAAGAAAAAAGGCAUGUUUUAGAGAUAAUAUUUUAGAUUAUUGUAUUUUGUUUUUCCUGCUCCCCUUCUCAAAAAACCACAUGGAAUAUUCCAUUCAUUACUGCUCGAGAAAGUCAUUACUUUGCAGGCUGCAGUUGCUGAAAUGGUUUAGUGGAAGAAAUGUUUGCUUGCAUAUUUUUAGUGAUUUUUUUUUUUUUUUCUUUGGUGGUUGUCAUUUGAGUAUCCAAACUGUAGCUAACAAGGAGAAGCAGGUUUAAAUUUAUAUCGGGGGAACCUCUUUGUGGAGCAUUUCAUCAGAUGACUUCCUGUCAACCUCAUAUCUUGAAAAGAGGGAUUAAUGAAACAGCAUCUGAAGAAGCAGUGGACUCUUGUGGAAUAAACCCUGACAUCUUCCACAGUGUUUUGUGGGAUAAUUUCAAGUUCUUCAGAUACAGAUUACAUAAAGAAGAUUGUAGGGCACGUGACAGACUCUGGUUUCUUGUAUUUUAGAUAGUAGAAAAAUUGCUACCUCUAAGAAUGGAUCCUGAAGAGAUCUAGUUACAGUUAUAACUUUUUCAUUUAUGGUUUUAUCUCACAAAUUUAUUUAUUUUUAUGUGCAUUUUUUGUUCAACUAGGCAACUUAAAAUAGUUUUGCUUUAUGUAUAAUAUAUUGUAAUGGUAGAGUAAUGGAUUGUCUGUGCAUUGUAACCACAAAGAAAUACAGGUAUCAGGAUGAAGAUACACCUCCUCAAGAGCAUGUUUCCCCACAAAUCACAAAUGAAGUGAUAGGUCCAGAAUUGGUUCAUGUCUCAGAGAAGAACUUAUCAGAGAUUGAGAAUGUCCAUGGAUUUGUUUCUCAUUCUCAUAUUUCACCAAUAAAGCCAACAGAAGCUGUUCUUCCCUCUCCUCCCACUGUCCCUGUGAUCCCUGUCCUGCCAGUCCCUGCUGAGAAUACUGUCAUCCUACCCACCAUACCACAGGCAAAUCCUCCUCCAGUACUGGUCAACACAGAUAGCUUGGAAACACCGACUUAUGUUAAUGGCACAGAUGCAGAUUAUGAAUAUGAAGAAAUCACACUUGAAAGGGGAAAUUCAGGGCUUGGUUUCAGCAUUGCAGGAGGUACGGACAACCCACACAUUGGAGAUGACUCAAGUAUUUUCAUUACCAAAAUUAUCACAGGGGGAGCAGCCGCCCAAGAUGGAAGAUUGCGGGUCAAUGACUGUAUAUUACGAGUAAAUGAAGUAGAUGUUCGUGAUGUAACACAUAGCAAAGCAGUUGAAGCAUUGAAAGAAGCAGGGUCUAUUGUACGCUUGUAUGUAAAAAGAAGGAAACCAGUGUCAGAAAAAAUAAUGGAAAUAAAGCUCAUUAAAGGUCCUAAAGGUCUUGGGUUUAGCAUUGCUGGAGGUGUUGGAAAUCAGCAUAUUCCUGGGGAUAAUAGCAUCUAUGUAACCAAAAUAAUUGAAGGAGGUGCAGCACAUAAGGAUGGCAAACUUCAGAUUGGAGAUAAACUUCUAGCAGUGAAUAACGUAUGUUUAGAAGAAGUUACUCAUGAAGAAGCAGUAACUGCCUUAAAGAACACAUCUGAUUUUGUUUAUUUGAAAGUGGCAAAACCCACAAGUAUGUAUAUGAAUGAUGGCUGUGCACCACCUGAUAUCACCAACUCUUCUUCUCAGCCUGUUGAUAACCAUGUUAGCCCAUCUUCCUUCUUGGGCCAGACACCAGCAUCACCAGCCAGAUACUCACCAGUUUCUAAAGCAGUACUUGGAGAUGAUGAAAUUACAAGGGAACCUAGAAAAGUUGUUCUUCAUCGUGGCUCAACGGGCCUUGGUUUCAACAUUGUAGGAGGAGAAGAUGGAGAAGGAAUAUUUAUUUCCUUUAUCUUAGCCGGAGGACCUGCUGAUCUAAGUGGAGAGCUCAGAAAAGGAGAUCGUAUUAUAUCGGUAAACAGUGUUGACCUCAGAGCUGCUAGUCAUGAGCAGGCAGCAGCUGCAUUGAAAAAUGCUGGCCAAGCUGUCACAAUUGUUGCACAAUAUCGACCUGAAGAAUACAGUCGUUUUGAAGCUAAAAUACAUGAUUUACGGGAGCAGAUGAUGAAUAGUAGUAUUAGUUCAGGAUCAGGUUCUCUUCGAACUAGCCAGAAGCGAUCCCUCUAUGUCAGAGCCCUUUUUGAUUAUGACAAGACUAAAGACAGUGGCCUUCCCAGUCAGGGAUUGAACUUCAAAUUUGGAGAUAUCCUCCAUGUUAUUAAUGCUUCUGAUGAUGAAUGGUGGCAAGCCAGGCAGGUUACACCAGAUGGUGAGAGCGAUGAGGUUGGAGUGAUUCCCAGUAAACGCAGAGUUGAGAAGAAAGAACGAGCCCGAUUAAAAACGGUGAAAUUCAAUUCUAAAACGAGAGAUAAAGGGCAGUCAUUCAAUGACAAGCGUAAAAAGAACCUCUUUUCCCGAAAAUUCCCCUUCUACAAGAACAAGGACCAGAGUGAGCAGGAAACAAGUGAUGCUGACCAGCAUGUAACUUCUAAUGCCAGCGAUAGUGAAAGUAGUUACCUAAUCUUGAUUACAGAUGAGUAUGGCUGCUCAAAAGGUGGUCAAGAAGAAUACGUCUUAUCUUAUGAACCAGUGAAUCAACAAGAAGUUAAUUAUACUCGACCAGUGAUCAUAUUGGGACCUAUGAAAGACAGGAUAAAUGAUGACUUGAUCUCAGAAUUUCCUGACAAAUUUGGAUCCUGUGUUCCUCAUACAACUAGACCAAAACGAGAUUAUGAGGUGGAUGGAAGAGAUUAUCAUUUUGUGACUUCAAGAGAGCAGAUGGAAAAAGAUAUCCAGGAACAUAAAUUCAUUGAAGCUGGCCAGUAUAACAAUCAUCUAUAUGGAACAAGCGUUCAGUCUGUGCGAGAAGUCGCAGAAAAGGGCAAACACUGUAUCCUUGAUGUGUCUGGAAAUGCCAUAAAGAGAUUACAGAUUGCACAGCUUUACCCUAUCUCCAUUUUUAUUAAACCCAAAUCCAUGGAAAAUAUCAUGGAAAUGAAUAAGCGUCUAACAGAAGAACAAGCCAGAAAAACAUUUGAGAGAGCCAUGAAACUGGAACAGGAGUUUACUGAACAUUUCACAGCUAUUGUACAGGGGGAUACGCUGGAAGACAUUUACAACCAAGUGAAACAGAUCAUAGAAGAACAGUCUGGUUCUUACAUCUGGGUUCCAGCAAAAGAAAAGUUAUGAAAACUCACGUUUCUCUGUUUGUUUUCCACAAUUCCAUUUUCUUCGGCAUCUCUUUGCCCGUUCCUCUGGAGUCUUUCUUCAGUACUGAUUUCAUGUUGAAUUAUAUCCCACACAUCAUGGUCUGCAAUUGCGCUUCUUUUUCACAUGUAGUGUCUCCUUCAAGUUACAUCGUGUGUAUUAUUUAAUGUCACUAUUGGUUAGUGGCCAUUUUUCAGAACUGAAGAUAGAAUGGCCUGACCAGCUAUUAAGAAUUUGGGGAGACGCAGAAAUUGUGGUAAAAAUCCUUAAUGUUUAAGGGAAAGUAACUUUAAGAGAUUUUUGGAAAAGCUUUAUAUACAUUCUUUUCAAAUUUCAGUACAAAUGAAAAAGUGGUUUUAAUCAGUGAUUUAGUAGACUUUGAGCAACUAUGCACGCUUAAGUUUAAUAGCAUGGUUUGGCCAAUGUAUUACUCUCAAGUCCUUUUCUCAAUCAACUUCUAUCGUCAAAGCAAUUGUUUCAUUAUAGAUAAAUAAGGAAAACAUUUUUUAAUUUAAAAAUUCAUGUCUGAGUUGACUUUCAUAAGGGAUUUCAUCUUUCCUCAGCAUUCUUAAAGCCUUUUAGUAUUUGAGGGUUCUUUUUUCCCAGGACAUUUGCUAGUUUCAAUGUUUUUAACCUACUUGAGCAACACUAUCGUGUCUUACAAAAGUUGUUCAUAUGUAAAUGAUCAUCACAUUUCGUGAAUUGAGGCCAUGUUCAGGUGCUAAGGAAGUUCACCUUUUACACAGAAGGUUGAGAAAAUUUCCUAGAUAUAAAUACAGAUAAAUCAGACAUUACAGUGGUGAUGUAGUAACCAUAAUGGCAAUGGAAAGGAGUCCAAUUCAUAGCCUAAAACUUAAAAUGUAUUCUUAGGAGUCAGAUUUUACUGAAUAUUUUACCCACAAUAGCUGCCUAUUUUGUUAUAAUAAAAUAUAUAUAAAUAUAUAUAUAAAACUUUCUUUAAACUGUAACUAUGGGAAUUAUUUUCUUUACAUAGUUGCACACACACACACACACACACAAACAUAUAUAUAUAUUUAAAAUAUAUUUUGUUUCUUUUGCCACCUACUCCUUUUUGUUUGGUUUUUAAAUUAAAUAUUAAUUGAAUAGACUUAUCUUCCUUGAUCAUGUGAACUGAAAAUGGGGACAUGGUGGUCAUGAGGAGGAAACAUUUAGGGAAAUGAGAUUCUAAGUAAAAUAUGGGCAUAUUCUCCUCUUUUCUACAAAAGUUUUCAAAUGGUUCCUGAGGUUUUUUGUUGUUGUUCUUGUUACUGUUCUUGUCAUCAGGUUUGAUUUUGGUCCUUGCCCUUUCCUGCUGGUUCUCGUUUUAUUAAUAGGAAGGCAGACAAAAGCCCCAUUUAUGUGUGUGUUUUCCCCUCAGACAGCUUUCAUCCACUGCUGUGCACUAGAAUUGCACAAAUCUUCAUGGUGAGCAAUUUUAAGAAAUGUUUGUUAGUGAAAGGUAGAAGUUAUUUCAGAAACCAGUUUCUCUGGUCCUUCAUAUUAAUAAUAAUAUCUGGCUUCCCAUUGCUCUUUGGAGUUGUUUAUUAAAUAUGUGUUUUUGACAACCUCCUCAUUACAGUUUCUUAAAGAAAUGAGUACUGGUUUGUAAAGAAUUAUCAGCAUUAUCCAUUCCAUUUAUGAAGAAGAGGAGAACAGCUAAUAAACUGUAUUGUAAAAUCCAUAUGUUAAGUGUGUCUUGAAUUUUGAAAGAAAAAAAUAUUUUGCAAGCUAACAUUUUCCUGAAACAAUUUGAGGCAUCAUGUAAUUUAUAACUGAAUUCAAGAGCCAUUAGGCAACAGAGUAUGUUAACACAUUGAAAUACACACAGUGUUGCUGUUACACUGAAUAUUGUAGGUUGUUAACCAAAUAGAAACAUACUAGUAUGAAGAAAAUUGUUGUAAAAUCUCAAGAGCUUCAGAAAUUGCCUUACAAGACCCCAGCAUAAGCUAUUUUGAAGUAUUUACCAAAUAGUCACAUGUUGUAAAAUAUCAAGUGGUUAUAAAAGGAUGCCAUUUAUGUAUUAAAAGCUACAUAACAUUAUUUUCUGGA
This is a messenger RNA of Symphalangus syndactylus (siamang), 15350 nucleotides long. RefSeq names its product discs large MAGUK scaffold protein 1 (gene DLG1). Gene Ontology annotation, biological process: regulation of postsynaptic membrane neurotransmitter receptor levels; cell-cell adhesion; establishment or maintenance of epithelial cell apical/basal polarity. The record is from RefSeq and is a predicted model, not a curated record. Gene Ontology annotation, molecular function: ionotropic glutamate receptor binding; protein kinase binding. Gene Ontology annotation, cellular component: neuromuscular junction; postsynaptic density membrane; basolateral plasma membrane. Lineage: Eukaryota; Metazoa; Chordata; Mammalia; Primates; Hylobatidae.